GGCGCGUGCGCGCAGCCCGCGCCCCUCUCGCCCACAUGGGACGUCAACGCGCUCCUGCACGGCCAAAAAUCCCGCAUUGUCACAUGGCUCAGCGACGCCGUUAAGAUCCCCACGGAGAUCUUCGACGAAAUGGGCCCCAUCGGAAACGAUACGCGCUGGGACGUGUUCUACGAGUUUGCAGACUACCUCGAGAAAGCCUUUCCGCGCGUGCACGCGCACAUGGCGCGCACGCGCGUCAUGACCCACGCGCUAGUGUAUGAGUGGCGCGGGAAAGAGGAAGAGCACAAACCCCUCCUCCUCCUCGGACACCAGGACGUUGUUCCCGUCCUGCGCGAGACGCGGGGGAUGUGGACUCACGAGCCGUAUGGCGGCGAAUACGACGGGGAGCGCAUCUGGGGCCGCGGCGCGAUGGACGACAAGUCGGGCGUGAUUGGCGCUCUUGCCGCGAUGGAGCUGCUUCUCGAGGCGGGGUUUGCGCCGUCGCGCACCGUCAUCCUCGCCCUCGGAUGCGACGAGGAGACUGGCGGCAAGGUCGGCGCGUACCAUAUCGGCCAGUGGCUUGAGGCGAAGUAUGGGAAGGACUCGAUGGCUCUGAUCGUCGACGAAGGCGGCGGGAUGGCCGAGGUCCGCGGACAGAUGUUCGCGCUCCCCGCCGUGGCGGAGAAGGGAUAUCUCGACGUCGAGCUCCGCGUCGAGACGCCGGGGGGGCACUCGUCCGUGCCCCCGCCCCACACGGGGAUCGGGUACGCGGCCCUCGCGAUCGCCGAGCUCGAGCGGCACCCGCAUACGCCGCACCUCGAUCCGCAGAACCCGCUGCUCUCCUUCAUCGGCUGCGCGGCGAAGUACGCCGCGCUGCCCCCCGACGUGACGCGCACAAUCAAGCGCGUGACGGACGCGCUGGCGCGCGACCGCGUCGACAAGAAGGCCCUUAAGAAGCUCGAGGGCUGGUGGGCCGAGUACGCCGGCACCGCUAUGAUCACAACGACGCAGGCCGCCGACAUCAUCCGUGGCGGGGCCAAGGUUAACGCUCUCCCCGAAGUCGUCACCGCGUACAUCAACCACCGGAUUGCGCUCUCAUCCUCCGUCGCGGAGCUGCAGGCGCGGCUUGCGCGCGUGCUGCGGCCUGUAGCGAAGGAGUACGCGCUCGACUUUGACGCGUUUGGCGACGUCGCGCUCGCGGACAAGACGGCGGGCAAGCUCUCCCUCGCGCCAGCGUGGAAUUCUACGCUCGACCCCGGACCCGUGUCGCCGUACACUGUGGAUGCGCCUGCUUGGCGCAUCCUCGCCGGCACGACGAAGAGCGUGUACGCGUCGCGCGGCCAGAAGCGGGGCAGCGCGGACGUGCAUAUGGCCCCGUAUUUGACUACGGGAAACACAGACACGAAGCGAUACUGGAACCUCACGCGUAACAUCUACCGCUUUGCGUACCUCGUCUUCGAGGGCACGUUCAACAACGCGCACACUGUCGACGAGUACAUCGAGGCAAACAUGUUUGUCGAGCAGGUCCGCUGGUUCGCCAACUUUAUUGUCAAUGUCGAUGAGAGUCGGGAGAUCUAGGCGCAGCGAUAAGCGAGCGAGUCAAGCGUGUAGAGUUAUAUAUACUCCGUCUCUGAAUGAUCUCCAACUCGCCCACGUAUGUCACGAUGCUACAGCUCCUCCCUCUUGCGCUCGUCC
Cutaneotrichosporon oleaginosum is the source of this 1674-nucleotide messenger RNA. NCBI's taxonomy places the organism in Eukaryota, Fungi, Basidiomycota, Tremellomycetes, Trichosporonales, Trichosporonaceae. The record is from RefSeq and is a predicted model, not a curated record.